GUUAUAAUCAUCCCUAUAUAAAUUAACCCAUCAGCUUACAAAAACACAUUUCUCGAUCAUUAAUUCUGCUUUGAUUGACUACUAAGCCAUAUGUACAAAACCUCCAUGCUAAGCCGCCUCAAGAGAGCUGUGAAGAAGGUCACCUUCCUGCUCAACUUCAGCAUCAAUCGCUGGCGAAUCGCCUCCAUGAUCGGAGCUCAUUCCAUCAGGCACCGGCAGUUUAGCUUCAAUGAUCGGCCGGGACUGAGGUCCUGCACGGACGAUUAUAAUUUCGAUGAUUCUGUUUCGUGGUCGGAUUCUUCGCCGCUGAGAUUAUCUAGGACGACGAGCUUUCCGUUGGAAGACGAUGUGGAUAAAAAAGCCGACAUUUUUAUAGCGAAUUUCCACCGGCAACUUCAGAUUGAACGGCAGAUUUCUCUGGAGCUCCAGUACUGCCGUGGUAACAGUUUCAACUACUCCAUUUCCCCAUGACAUGAUUGUUGAUUUUUUGGAUGAAUCAAUUAAUUUCAGAAUUUGGUGAUGGAGCCUGGAUUUUAUUAGAGGUUUCUUCUCAAUUAUUGACAUUACUCAGCAAUCAGAACAAAUCAGGAUUCUUUCCGAUCUCCAGUUUUAUGUAAAUUUUUUGUGUGGUGAAUUUUUUUCUUUUGUUAUCUCUUUUUUCAUCAACAUCCAUUACCCUUGUCCAAGUCAGUUUGACAUUUCCUUUUCCCUUUUUCUUUUUUUCUUUUUUUUUACAAAAAAUAAUUCAGUGUCGGGUCAAAUUUUUAUGUCGCCUCUGAUGAAUCCUCCAGCACGAGUGUGUUUUGUAGAUUCUUUUAAUUCCAUGUAUUUAUUAUUUCAUUCAUUAAUGGAUUUGUAUUAAAAGUGUAAUAUUUGUUUUUGUUUUGUUUCGUUUUUUUAUUUUGAGAGGGGGGACAAGCUAGACGACCUUAUUGGUUCAAACUUCAAACUCUUUGUUGAACCGUGUCCAUAUGAGGGUGCGAAAUCCUUUUUUUUUUUUUUUUGGUCAGUAAUUUAGCCAAUAACUCAACAUGCCUUCCCUGUAAUAUUCACAUAUUUUGUGGACCAGUUUGGCCGUGAUCUCAAUUUGGUCGGAGGUUAACCACAUUUUUGUUUUCGUAAUGUGAAUUGAAAUUUCAUCGUAUAAAUUAAUAAAAAUAAUAAUCUCAU
Rubroshorea leprosula is the source of this 1170-nucleotide messenger RNA. The record is from the annotation of a GenBank genome assembly. Lineage: Eukaryota; Viridiplantae; Streptophyta; Magnoliopsida; Malvales; Dipterocarpaceae.